UUCUCCGACUCUGUCUUAAUUUUGAUUUUCUUGAUCAUAUAUCCUCUGUAUUGACAAGAGUCGAGAAGAGAAAGAGGAAAUAGAGAUGGAUCAAAUAAUGGGAAAGGUUGGAAGCUUAUGGUUUAGCAACAAAGCAAGCAAGGAACUUGGCUACGUUGGUAAUGAAAUUACUUCAAUGCAAAACAGCAUAGAAGGAGGAGCUAAAUGGUUGGUUAAUAAAGUGAAAGGUAAAAUGCAAAAGCCAUUGGUAGAAUUGUUAAAAGAAUAUGACAUGGCAAUUGGUAUUUUCCCAAAAGAUGCAACCAACUACGAGUUCGACGAAGAUACACAUAAACUAGUCGUGCACAUACCAUCUGUUUGUGAAGUCGGAUACAAAGACUCAUCUGUCUUGCGAUUCAACACGACGGUGACCGGGAUUCUAGUCAAAGGAAGCUUAAGCAAUAUGGAAGGAAUCAAAACAAAGGUGAUGAUUUGGGUGAAAGUUUCUAAUAUAUGCACGGAAGGCGCAUCAAAAAUUCAUUUCACAGCUGGAUUGAAGAGAACGAGAAGUAGAGAGGCUUAUGAGGUGAUCAGAGAUGGAGUGGGUACCGAUAAGUUUUAAUCUAAUUUUUUUGUGAUUUUUCUAUCCACUAGUGCAAACUGAUUAAAAAUCUAAAACUUGUGAGUUAUUGCUAUUAGCAGUUCAGUUACAAAAUACAAUAAGAAACUGAUAUUGCAAAAAAAAAAAAAACUUAGACAGCACAGAAGAUGCUGACAAUCAGAUCUAAAUAGUAGCAGAAUGGGUGUGUCUUGUAUUGAAACAAUCUAGUCUUGCCAUUACUGGAAGGUAAGGUUUGAAUUUUGAA
Papaver somniferum (opium poppy) is the source of this 845-nucleotide messenger RNA. RefSeq lists its product as uncharacterized. Bases 86 to 601 code for a protein of 171 amino acids. NCBI's taxonomy places the organism in Eukaryota, Viridiplantae, Streptophyta, Magnoliopsida, Ranunculales, Papaveraceae. The record is from RefSeq and is a predicted model, not a curated record. The transcript has 3 exons.